GAUUUUCCGAACUGGGAUAGAGGGAAUCCGGAGCGGCAUCAGACACACAGCAACACGACUGCCAGGGAAGCGUGGCACUGGAAAGAAGGGCAUUCAAUCAUUAUAACCUAGGGCACAACUUUACCCAUCACCAUUAAUACGGGACGUCUAACAGGUGGAAAUCACGCCGGGAUCUGGGGACCAACGCAAUCGUUAAGCAAACUCGAUUUAUCAGAGUCUGAACCAUGGGAACGGGAAACAAGCUUUAUUGAUCAGGGCUAGCUGACGUUAGCAUCACAUUAUCCUGCCAGCUACUGAGACUGUUAUCGCAGUUCGCAGUCGUUAGCCGACCUUGCUUGACGGUGAAUUGAACCAACUCCGUGAGGCAAAAACGGAAGGAUUACGGGCUGCACCGACACGACGGGCGAUGUUUGCUUGGAAAUCUAGCUAGCUAGCAAGCACGCUAGCUAGCUUGCUAGCUACGCCAGCUGAGGAUCUGUGCCUGUUCAAUUCGCCGUUUGUGUUUUUCUUUAUUUUCAAAUAUAUGUGUUAUUUUUUAUCUGGUAUUAUUCAAGCAGUGGGUUAGACCCGCUCGUACUUUAGCAAGUUAGCUAGCUGGCUUGAGUUACCUCAGGUAUAUUCAGAAACCCGUGCGUGUCGCUUGUGAAGGUGGAAAAUGGAUGCGGGUAUAGAGAAAGAGUGCAGCGCUUUAGGAGGGCUUUUCCAGACCAUCAUGAACGACAUGAAGUCCAGCUACCCUGCCUGGGAGGACUUUGUGACCAAAGGAGUGAAGCUGCAGUCCCAGCUGAGGACCACCCUCUUGGUCACCAGUUCCUUCCUGGAUGCCUUUCAGAAAGUGGCCGACUUGGCCACUGGGACCCGAGGGGCGACAAAGGAGAUCGGGUCUGCCCUCACCAGAAUGUGUAUGAGGCACCGGAGCAUCGAGUCCAAACUGAAGCUCUUCACCUCGGCUCUGACCGAGAGCUUGAUCAGCCCCCUGGAGCUGAAGAUCGAGGAGUGGAAGAAGGUGGCCAGUCAGCUGGAUAAAGACCACGCCAAAGAAUACAAGAAAGCUCGCGCUGACAUUAAGAAGAAGUCUUCAGACACCAUCAAGCUGCAGAAGAAAGUGAAGAAAGGGAAGGACGAGGUGAGGAUGCAGCUGGACAGCGCCCUGCAGGAUGUGAACGUGAAAUACGCCGUCCUGGAGGAGACGGAGAAGAGGGCCGUCUGCCGGGCUCUGAUCGAGGAGAGGGGCCGGUUCUGCUCCUUCGUCACCAUGCUGCGCCCCGUACUGGACGAGGAGAUCGGCAUGCUGGGAGAAGUGACUCAUCUGCAGACCAUCCUGGAGGACCUCAGCACCCUGACUGCCGAGCCCACCAAACUGCCGCCUGCCAGCGAGCAGGUGAUUCUGGACCUGAAGGGCUCUGAUUACAGCUACACCUACCAGACCCCCCCUGCCUCCCCCGGCACGCUGUCCCGCAAAAGCAGCAUCAGCAGUAAUUACCAGCCUACCUCAGUGCGCCAUGUUCCAUCUCUGGACUCCAUAUCCAGCGCUGUGGACGGCAUCCACCUCCGACCCUCCUCCACCCACUUUCCCAACCCCUCACAGGGUCCUGCUGGCACUGAGAAUGGCACCGCCAUGCCCCCCCCUCACAACGCCUACUCCCACCCCGGAGAGAGGGCCAGGGCCAUGUCCACCUCCAGCAAGCCCCAGACCGCGCGGGAGCAGCUGGCUCUCACGCUCGGGGGAGGGGGGCUGAAUUCGGACGCCCCGCGCACCAGCCACGACUCGCUGCACUGCUCCAGCGGCUACAGCACGCAGACCACCACGCCCUCCUGCUCCGAGGACACCAUCCCCUCCCACGCUGUAAAGAAAGAACCUCCUCUUUAUGACUACGACUACAUCUCCCUGCACGGAGGGGAGGAGGCUCACGAGCACCCCGAAUUCGACAGGUCCUCCACCAUCCCGCGCAACAGCGACCUGGGCCAGAACUACCGCAAGCUGUUCCAGAGCAAGCGCCCCGCCUCCACCGUCAGCCUGCUGGCCGAGCCCGAGCCCCUGCUGGGCUCCUCCCACGUGGCCACCAUCCGCCGCAAGCCCUCCAGCAAGCCCAACUUCCGGCGCGGCACCAUCAGCGGGGGGGUCCCCAUCCCCAUCUGCACCCCCCAGGUGCCCCUGCGCGCCCAGAGGGACGCGGGAGACCUGUCCCAGGCCAGGCAGGGCCUGUGCACCUCCACCCAGAGCCUGAGCGCCGGCGCCCCGCCCUCCGCCUACUACGCCUUCAUCCCUCCGUCAGUCCCGCCCAGCAAGCAGCAGCUGCCCCACCCGCACCAGCAGAAUCAGCCCCAGCAGCAGUAUCUGCCCCAGCAGCAGAAUCUGCCCCAGCAGCAGUAUCUGCCCCAACAGCAGUAUCUGCCCCAACAGCAGUAUCUGCCCCAACAGCAGAAUCUGCCCCAACAGCAGUAUCUGCCCCAACAGCAGUAUCUGCCCCAACAACCCCACCCACACCAGCAGAAUCUGCCCCAACAGUCCCACCCGUACCAGCAGAAUCAGUCCCAACAGCAGCAUCUGCCCCAGCAACCCCACCCGCACCAGCAGAACCUGCCCCUACAGCCCCACCUGCCCCAGCAGCCCCAGGUCCUGCCACCCCAGCACCUUCAACUCCAGCAGCAGCUCCACCCACAGGUGCAGCAGCACACCCUCUACAACCCCGCCUCCACCCCCAGCCCCACCGCCGUCUCUGCGGUAACGAGCCCCUCGGCCGAGUCCGCCCCCUGCCCGGAUGCUCAGGAGGCGGAGCCAUCGGGGGGCGGAGCCAUGCUGACCAUGAUCCGUGGCGUGAAACUGCGCCGGACUCUGACCAAUGACCGCUCUGCCCCCAUGAUCACACCCAAUCACCUUUAACUGAGCUCUGAGCCCCUGCUCCAGUCACACCCAAUCACAUCCAAUCACUUUAACUAAGCACCACCUCCCCCUCCCCGCAAUUGCAUCCAAUCGCCUUUAACUGAGCUACCCCCCCCAUCAUGCCCAGUCACCCUUAACGGAGCUUGGCCCCACCCCAAUCAUGCCCCAUCACCUUUAACUGAGCUCAACCCACCCCCAUCCAACCCAAUCACCUCCAACUGAGCUCCCCUGCCCAAUGCCACCCAAUCACUUUAGCUAAGCUUUCCCCGCCCCCCCCAUCCCAAUCGCACCCAAUCACCUUCAACUGAGUGUCCCGCUCCUGCCCCCUCCCCCCCCCCCACCAUCCCGGCUGACUCACACAGCUGAAUUUUGUUUCCUGUUCCCUAUUCAUUUCAUAUUUCUGUUUGUUUCAAUAUUUCCCUGUUCACUUGUUUGCUUUUUGUAAAAUUUUGGGAAUUUGUGGAGGAGGUUUUUUUUUUGCCUUUUGUGCUGUUUGAAAAUACUUGGAUCAAAAAACUCCCAGCAGCCCCUGCUGCCGGCGAUGACUCUUACUGUGCGUCAUUCAGCAUCACCACGGAAACCGUUGCCUGUUUUUCCAGCAGUUGAACAUUCGCUAAUGGCUUUGCUGAACGUCGGUGCGGAAAGUUAAGUUAUACGUCGAUGUGAUUGCUGCAGAAGUAUAUAUUUUAAAAAAAUUGCCUUGCUUACUUAGCACAUAGUCUUAAAUCGCCCAUGGACUCUUGGACAAAAAAAAGUUAAACGUUUAAAGACAUUUGUAUAUAUUUAGCAUAAUCAAAAUCGGAACUGAAAAACUUAAUGGUAUUUAGUUUUAUUAGAUGGCAUCUUUGUCUUUGAAAGAGCUGGGCGUCUAUUUUUGUAAAGGACUACCGACCUGGCUCCACGGACGAGGCUAUCGGGGGGCGGACCCAAAUCGGAAUGAGGCGGACACGUUUGUUUCGGGCCGGGUGAAACGAACGCAAGGCGGAAGGGGUUGUGAACCUGUGACCUCUUGUCCCUCGGCUGACCGUAACGUGGAUUAUCGUUUUCACCUCGCCAUUCUUCGAUGAUUUUGUGACCACUUGGGGGCGCCCUCGCGAUUCGCCCCCCCCCCCCCCCUCGUGCCGCAACGCCAGGCCUUUGUACUGGAGUGAUUCUGCGCUGGCCCUGGACCUGAGGAGGGGACGUUGGACCGUGAGCUGUCCCGGGGGCCGAUGUGCUGUGUGCAGUGGACCUGCUGGCUCGUUGGUGAUGUAAUCGCACCGUUGGUCGUAAACGGCUCAAAGUCUUGGGGAGCUUUCUUGCGGAUGCUGGGAUGUCUGUAAUGGUCUGAUUUAUCCAUGUUUGCCUCAUUUCAAUCAAUAAAAUCCUGUCUGUUUGUUUUCCCUCACGCUUCUAAUUUUAAAGCUGACUCAUCUCACUCUUCGUUUAUGAACAGGAAUUCAGGUGAUUUCACAGUAAUAAAAGCUUAAAUUUGCUUACUUAGGGUUCUGUGUGGCUGAAAUGGGGUGAUGUGACCCUGCACACAUUGAAGAGUUCCAGAACCUUUUUUUAAAGGAACACGUGCUCGUGUUUUGUUGCGGGUAAAAUUUUGUGUAAAAAGUGCGCAGCGUUGCACGGUUCACAUUGUUUUGGAGUCCAAAUGAACAUGUUUACUGCUGCGUGAUUCUUUGUUUACAACUUCCUGCUUCCCCAUUUGCAACUUCCUGCUUCCCCAUUUACAACUUCCUGCUUCCCCAUUUACAACUUCCUGCUUCCCCAUUUGAAAGUUCCUGCUUCCCCAUUUACAACUUCCAACUUCCCAAUUUGCAACUUCCUGCUUCCCCAUUUGCAACUUCCUGCUACAUUUACAACUUCCUGUUGCCUCGUACAACUUCCUGCUUCCUCGUUUACAACUUCUUGCUUCCUCAUUUACAAUUUCCUGCUUUCUCAUUUACAACUUCCUGCUUCCUCAUUUACAACUUCCUGCUUCCUCAUUUAUGGCUUUGGCUUCAGAGAAACUAAUCUGUAAGUCGCACUAGGCCCAAACCAAAACCACGUAUGGUUAGAGCUAGCUCCAGAAAGGGCCAUGGGAAAUGUGUACAGCUACAGGAAACAUCUAAUGUAAGGCUGAUUUUUGUUCUAUAAAGGAAAAUGGAGAGGACUUGAUCUAUCUAAAAAGCACACAGUCGGUGGCAGUAAUGUUCUCAUGACCAAGGGGAGAAAUGUGGGGUAGUAAACUUCUGUCUGAUUUGGUGUUUGUUUGAACAGAGUAAGAAUGAAACAAGUUCGUUUUUAUUAUAUUUUGUUUUCUUAAAUUAAAAAUGUACGAAAUCUCUCUUUUUUUGUUGCUGCUUUAACUGCAUACGAGAGACAGACUUUCAAAGAUCUUUCCUUUCUAGUAAAUAAAUAUAAUUUAAUCUAAAGAUUGUUGUGUUUUGUAAAGCAAACCAUUACCCAUGGUCUUGUAACAUGAAUUUUAUUUGUACUGGUCUUUUUCAUUCCCAUGAGUGAUUCCAAAUGAAAUGAUUUGUACAGGCUCAGUAAAGCUGUGUAUCACUGUGA
Anguilla anguilla (European eel) is the source of this 5425-nucleotide messenger RNA. It is a transcript of the gene mtss1, whose product is annotated as MTSS I-BAR domain containing 1. The record is from RefSeq and is a predicted model, not a curated record. Gene Ontology annotation, molecular function: actin binding; phospholipid binding. Gene Ontology annotation, biological process: cell projection assembly; plasma membrane organization. NCBI's taxonomy places the organism in Eukaryota, Metazoa, Chordata, Actinopteri, Anguilliformes, Anguillidae. Gene Ontology annotation, cellular component: cytoplasmic side of plasma membrane; actin cytoskeleton.